Messenger RNA from Passer domesticus (house sparrow), 4174 nucleotides. It is a transcript of the gene LYRM9, whose product is annotated as LYR motif containing 9. The transcript is spliced from 6 exons. NCBI's taxonomy places the organism in Eukaryota, Metazoa, Chordata, Aves, Passeriformes, Passeridae. The coding region runs from base 117 to 467 and encodes 116 amino acids. The record is from RefSeq and is a predicted model, not a curated record.
CGCUGACGGGCGGCGGACGGGGCCAAUAGCGCUCCGGGGCGGGGUGAGGUCUCUUGCUUACUUCUGGACUUGGACAGGCCUAAUCUGUGAAGAUAAUUAAAGUUCCUCUACUGUGGAUGCUGUUUCUGCAGGUGCUGCUGCCCAGCCCGGUGUGCCGGCCCGUGCAGGCUGUGUGCUGUGGCCUGACGCUGCGGUGCUGCGGCUCGCUGUGCUGCAGGCCGCUGGCCGGGAUGCCGCCGCUGCCCGAGGCCGAGCUGGUGCGCAGCUCGCUGCAGCUGUACCGGUACCUGCUGCGCUGCUGCCGCCGCCUGCCCGCGGGGCCCGUGCGGCAGCACUACCGACACGCCAUCCGCCAGAGUUUCAAAGUCCAUGCUGAUGAAGACGAUCCUGAGCGAAUCCAGCAGAUCAUUAAGAGAGCCAUUGAAGAUGCUGACUGGGUGAUGAAUAAAUAUAAAAACCAGAAGUAGAAGAGGAAGGAGGAAACCAAGGAGGACAUUGUUCAAGAGGGAAAGGACCAUGGAGCUGGAAGGUACAGCCAUGGCUUGUCUGCAGCUCCAGAUGUCUGAGGUGCCAGCUGGGAUAUGGGAGCAUCAGACCAAAGGUAUGGUAGAUGUAAUUGAUAUGGAGGACCAGGAUCUGUGAAUUUUAAGGUUGGGAAAGUGAUAAAGCAUUCAAUUCUCAGUAGGGUGCAGACAGGGAACAUGGUUGGUGAGGCAGGAGACAUCAUAACUAAAUGUUUUGGUAGUAGUAAUUCACCUGGAGGCAUGAGGAGAUAUCUGAAGGACUUUUGUACAAACAUAAUCUGGUUUUCAAAGUAAGACUUUUAAUAGAGUCAAAGAUAACUUUAUUUAGUUAAUAUACAAGUAAUUUUUCUGAUGGUGAGGAGAUAUGAUUCUAACCACUAUUUACUUCCUUGUAAUAGUAACCCCUGUACCUCAGACAUGUUUCUGUAAUGACGGGACUGAAAAGUCCUUCAGCUGCAGAGCUGAGGCUUUUAUGUUUUCAAGACAUUAUACAAAUUCCAUUCUCCAGCAGCAGAAUUUGAGACCAAAGAUGUUAUAGGAACCCAGAUGUAGAUGAGAACCUGAACUCUGAAAGGGGUUUUGGGCAGAGCUUCAGUACUUUUGACUAAAAUUAUUAUUCCAAAAAGUUCUGCUCAGAAGUCAUUUGACCCUGGAGUUGUCCAAAUUUAUCACUCACUGACCUGCCUGAUCUGAGAGUUACACAGUGAGUUCUCUUGCCCUAUGUUUGAGCAGCUCUCUGCCUCUCUGCCACCCAGCCCUGCUGAGCCCAUUCCCUUGGUGCUGCUGUGCUGGAAUUACUGCCCAGGGUGACAAAGGCACAGUCACAGGCAGCGUCCUCCCAGCUUCUGCUGUGGCAACUGGGCAGAAAAUAGCAACCCCAGAUACACUGGUGCACCUGUGUUCCUAUUUUCAGUCCUCCAGAAUCUCUGACCAUAAGGAUGGUGGGUACAUGAGGUUGUAUUCUGUAAUUAUUAUUUAAAAGUUUAAAAAACUCAUGAUGCUCACGAGGCAGCUGACAGAGCAAGGAUAAUGUCAGUAAAAGGAAACAAGUGUAUUCAUAGGCUUCAGUUUCUUUUACUGCAAUGAGGAACCCAUUUCUGUGCCAGUUCUGGUAAGUGAUGGACUGUUGAUAGGUGAUUGCAGUAACCCAAAAACACUGCCAAAAACAGCUGGUUCCAGUAGGAUCUUGAGUCAGUAACUUCUCCUAAGUACUCCACAGUUAGGAGUUGAGUGAAGUUAAGAGUUCAAAUGUUGUGUGCAGGCAACUCUUGAUUAAGGUAGUGAGGGUUUCACUGGAGGCUUGCUACGCAAGUGCAAGACAAACAUUGGAACAAGGAAAGACAGUGGGAGACUUCUGAUUAAUAAAGUGAUAUCAUGCUUUACAUACUUGAAGUAUGGAGAAUUCAUAAUUUAAAUCCCUUUACAGACAUACCAACAUCCAGUCUAAGGCCAGAAGCAGCACUGGUGCUGUACUUUCUGGUUUGUGUAUACACUGCCUUGGAAACCUAAAGCUGAAAUUGUAUGUGAAUAAUCUGUACAUUACAAAUAUGGAAGCAAUACGUUAAAAGAUGGAGCAGCAGCAGGGGGUUGGUCAAAGUAUUUUUAGUGUUUAUGUUCCUGCUCUUAAGUCCACAGAGAAAUGGUAAAGACCACUUUGGUUAUUGCCAUCCUUGGAGCCUCAUGCAGAAGCUUCCUGUGUAGUGAAACUCUUUCCCUUUUAUUUAUUUUUGUAAUUCGUUUAUUCAUUUCAGGUUUUAGUGCAGAUGAGAUUGUAAAUUUGUGUUUUAUGGAAUAUCCAGGAUAGCAUUCUGCCCUUCACGUGUCCAGAGACAAGAACACUUCUGAUCACAUUCUUGUGUCAGAGGUGUUACUGAUUUCCAUUCACACUCACCACCAAAGUCAUUUGAGCCCUGUGGAUACUGAAUAGAAUAUUUCCAACCCAGGCCAGGCCUUGCUUAGCACCAUUUGUCAGUAAUGGAAUAUUCUUUAAAUCAUUCUUUAGCACUUUGUAAACUUCCUCACGUGGUGGGUUAUGUCACAGGCAUUGCUUUUUGUUUAGGGACUCUUGGGCAUGAGGAUUUGAUUCUAAACAAUAAUCUCUCCUCCGUGGUGUUUGGCUCAUUUUCAAAUGUCAUAAGGAAGUAAUCUUUACUGUGAUGCUGUAAGGAAGAGGAAUGCAUGCUAUUUCUGGGAGAAACAAACAAUAUUCUCUCACAUCUUUUUUAGAGGAAAUAGUUUCUUAUUUGUAAAAGCUUUUAACAUGGCAUAAAUUGUGCCUUCAUAUAAAGCUUUGAUAAGCUGCAAACUGAACAGGCAGCACAUCUGUGAGUCUUAAAUACUCAAUAUCAUAAUAUCUAUUCAUUGUGAGAGUCCCUGACCUUAAACUGUAAGAAGGAGUCGUUGGAGCUGUGUGCUCCACCAUGUCCUGUCCCUCAGUGUCACCCAGAGACAGGAGUGAUUUGGGGUGAGCAGUCUAAGCAAGCCCCUGACACACAGCACUGCUGGACACGGGCCUGCACUGCCCACUUGGUUCUCCCUUUCCUGCAGCACUGCCUGCUGCUCAGAGCUGGUGUACCUCUGCUGGAGCACGAGCCAGCUGGUGCAUCUUUCAGCUUUUGUGUUAUUUGAUUAAUUUAUCUUCUACUUCUCUCAAGCCAGGCUUUAUGAAAUAGUGUUAACUGAAGUAUACGCCAGUCAUCAAGUACUCCUUUCAGCUUGUGAUUAAGCAGGGCAGAAACAUUAACUUUAAAAAAACCCUAUUCUUUGAGGACUAUUUUCUGUUUUCCUCAUAAUUGUGUUUGAUAUUUAAACCAGGUUUUUACAGUUUAGAAGCAGAGGGAGGCAUCUGUCACUUGCACCUAAGAGCUUAACAGUGUUUGUGUUUGUCACUGGAGGAGAGGUCCCUGGCAUUGCUCAAUGCACUUGUAGAGUCUGACAAGGAAAGUUCUGGGACUGCAGUUUGCUGUCCUCACCUGUGGACACUGAACAUACCCCUUCUGUAACUAUUAACCUGGGUGACUUUCCCCCAGAAGAAUCUGCCUUCAUGUUCUGCAUGAGUCCAUUCUGAAAAGGAUUCAUUUGAUUUUGGCUUUUUUAAUCAGCAGCUUCUGAGCCAGCUUGGUUUGUGUGCUUCACAGAGUCAUUCAGACAAAAGACUUCCCAGCCCUUGGAGUCCCAGCUGUGCCCAAUGCCCACCCUGUCCCCAGCCCAGAGCACUGAGUGCCACAUCCAGCCCUUCCUGGGACACCUCCAGGGAUGGGCACUCCAAACCUCCCUGGGCAGCCCCUGCCAAUGCUUGACAACCCUUCUGUGAAGAAACUCCUUCUGAUGUCCACCCUGAACCUCCCCUGGCACAACUUCAGGCUAUAUCACUGCCCCAUAUAAAAUAUUUUCUUUCAGCUGCAGCUGCACAACUUCAGACUGAGUGGUCUCAUUACCUUUGGGCUUCCUUCUGCUGGGGUUCACCAUCAUCUGUUUAAAAAACACUACACUUAAGAUCUUUUUAUUGUUACACCUUAUAUUUUGCACUGUCUCUGGUAGUCAUUCUUGUUGAGAGGAGUUUAAAACUGCUGGUGUUUUGAUUAAUAUCCUCCCCUUCUACAGAAUGGAUUUUAAAAGAUGCAAAAUUGACAAUAAAUUAUUGUGGCUGA